Stegastes partitus (bicolor damselfish) is the source of this 598-nucleotide messenger RNA. RefSeq names its product tetratricopeptide repeat protein 28-like. The transcript has 3 exons. The coding region runs from base 224 to 598 and encodes 124 amino acids. Lineage: Eukaryota; Metazoa; Chordata; Actinopteri; Pomacentridae. The record is from RefSeq and is a predicted model, not a curated record. Gene Ontology annotation, molecular function: Hsp90 protein binding.
ACAUGGCGCACUUUCCUUGAGAAAAGUUUCUCCUGAACGCCACACAGCUCACUUCUUCGCGGAUUUCCUCGCUGUUUAUCGACUCUCUGGCUGCGACGUGGACUUUUUUCUCGGCUACAUUUGGAACACUUUCUUGAUGCGCAAAAAGUCGACACGAAGUCAACAAAGAGUGUGAUGGGAUGAGAGCGAUAACCCGUCUCACAAACCAACACAGUCAGCCAGGAUGGAGAAGCAAGCGACUCUGAAAGAAAAGUUCUCAAUCUUCGGUUCCCGGACGGUGGGCCGACCUAUCCGGUGUGUUCCUGGAGACGACGGGGCCAGGUACGGCCUCAGCAAGGCCGAGUUCAUGGAGAAGGUGCAGCAGAGCAACGAGGCGUGUCAGCGAGGUGACUUUCAGGCGGCCGUUCAUUUGUACAGUGAUGCAUUGCAGGCCGACCCACAGAACUGCAUCCUCUAUAGCAACCGCUCAGCAGCUUUUCUCAAACUGGGCCAACACCAAGCAGCUCUGGACGAUGCUCAGAGAGCUUGUGAGCUUAAUUCCAAGUGGCCAAAGCAUUUGAGCGUUGCCAUAGAGUACAGAGAUUUCAUAAACCUCUGA